This is a messenger RNA of Populus trichocarpa (black cottonwood), 6001 nucleotides long. RefSeq names its product probable potassium transporter 17. The record is from RefSeq and is a predicted model, not a curated record. The coding region runs from base 3344 to 5701 and encodes 785 amino acids. Gene Ontology annotation, biological process: potassium ion transmembrane transport. Gene Ontology annotation, molecular function: potassium ion transmembrane transporter activity. Lineage: Eukaryota; Viridiplantae; Streptophyta; Magnoliopsida; Malpighiales; Salicaceae. The transcript is spliced from 8 exons. Gene Ontology annotation, cellular component: membrane.
UUAUUUUAAAUUUUUAAAUUAUUUUGAUGUCUUGAUGUUAAGCUAUAAUCAAGUACUAUCGGGUCUGACAGAUAGCGCCAACCUAGUGUGUGGGCCUGCCAGUACACGAGGCCCAGGCACCAUCUAGGUCCGGCAAGGGCUGUCACGCCUAGUGGCUUGUGCGCUGUCAGGCCAACAGGGGUAGGCCUAAUGCGUGUUUCCUGAAAGUGUUGAGCCCAGAGUUUUUUGUCAUCACUUCCCCGGUAUGGUCGGAUUCGCUACACCCACGGAUUAAAAUAUAAUACAUAAAUCUAACGCCAUCAAUUCUAUAUAUUUUUACAUAAAAUCUUGAAAAAAAUUAUUUCUCAAUAAAUAGACUUAAUUAAACAAGUUUACACUCCACCAUCACCAUUAGGUGUGUUAAAGUCUUCCAUGACCUGACAUGUCCCCGUCUUUUAACUGUAUUAAAUGAGUGGAAUACAACUCAAAAUAUUACAGAGAUAAAGUUGCAGUCUCUCAUCUUCACAAAAAAAAAAAAGACUUAUGAGUUAUAAAUACACUAUACAACCUUCAAACAAAGAUUCAUAAUUUUUAUUAUCUAUUGUAUAUAUAUUUUAAGAAUAUCUCCCUCUAUAAUAUUAUUGUAUUUUUUAAAAAAUAUAUAUUUUUUAAGCAUUGAAGAGUUUUCAUCUUUAUAAAAGAAGAUGUUUUACAGAUAUUUACUACAAACCACAUUAACCUAUCAAGCAUCAAUCACCUUGACUAGAAAGAAUAGAUAGAAUUACAAGGAUCAAUUGAUUAACUAAUUAUUCAAUUCAAGAAUCAUGUUUCUAGACUACUUGAACUUUUUAGAAACUUUAUCAAUAGAAAAACUGAUUUUCUAUCAAUAAAAUCAUGGUGGCAACUUUUGUUGAAGAUGAAUUUGCAGACGGGAAGUUGUUAAUCUUAGAUAAUGCCGUAAAAUUCAUUGUUUAUUUACCUUUCUUGUGAAGUUAGGUUUGUGCCUUUUCUUCUUGUUUCGGCUGGCACAAAUAGCCUCGUUUGUGAUUCCAAACACAUGCCCAUGGCUAUUGAGCAUAGUUUCGUGUGGAUCUUGAGCAACAUACAGGCCGGGUUUGAUUGAAAGAUGCUCAGUGACGUGAUUCGACUACUGAUCCGAGUGCUUGGAAACAAAUAUCAUGUCUUGUAUAAAGGGUGUGACGGCUUCGACCUCUAAAUUCAAUUUUUUAAGAUGUUCAUGAAGAGGAGGUGACGUAGCUGCAUGGUUUUAAAACUCGGUUUGGAACUUGAUUGACUCCAGAUUAUACUCGGCUGACCCGGGUUAUAACCGGGCUGAGUUUAAAAAAAAACAAGGGAAGUCAAUAACUCGACCGAUCCAGUAGGUUGACUCGAUGACCUAGUUGACCCGGUAAUAUCGGUUGUAACCCGUUGACUAUUUAUUUAUUUAACCAAAAUAUGUUAUUUUGAUUUAUAAACAAAAUUGGGGUUGACCCGAGAACCCAGGCAAAACCCAUGACUCGGAUCUUGGGCUGGGUCGAUUAUCUGGUCAGAUUUAAAAACUAUUUAUAAAAAUUAAAGAUUUUGAGUAGUUAUAGAAGAAUUUGUUCUAAAUUAAUUAUGUAGAUUACAUGAUAUAUAAAAAUAUAUAUCAUUAAGACAUUUUUAGUUCCAAGAGAAUUUCUAAUAAUGCUAUACCAAGAUAAUGGCUUAAAAUAAUAAUAAUAAUAAUAAUAAUAGAAAAUCUAAUAAUGAGGUAAGAUUCAAUUUUUUACAAGAUAGUCUAUAAGCUAUUUUAUAAUAGGUAACAACUUUAUUAUUCAUUGGACUGUUAGAUCUACCAAAAUUAAACAUGUAAGCUUCUGAUUUGGCUAACUUUAUUAUUUUUUCUAGAUAUUUCUAGAUUUAUUAUUUUAUAUUAGAUUCUGUGUUAAUUUUUUUUAAUGUAUUUGGACUAUGAUUUGUUUUGUGGUAAAGGUUGAUUUUUUUAGCCUAUAAAACACAUUGAAAACCUUUUAAGAAUACAAAGUUGAUUAUUUUAAUAUUUAAAAAAUAAAAUAAGGUUUUAGGAAUUUCAAUCCUAUUUCAAUUAAUCUUCUAUCUUUCUUUUUUUAAAAAGAUAAAUCUUCUAUCUUUCUAGGCUCACUGCUGCCUUGAUGUACUUCCACUUGCAUCAAGAAGGCAAUGGAAGGAGCUGUUGAUUAUUUUGGUGGUUGGUUGAAAAGAUUGAUAUUUGAGAACUUCUAUAGAAAACAAUAAAAGUUGAAAUAUUCUAUUAAAAAAAAAGUAAUUCGAUGAUUAAUUCUACGAAUUGAAUUAUAUAUAUAGUUAUAAGUCUUUGUAAUUUAUUAUAACUAAAUAACUAAUUCCAUGAUUAAUUCUACGAAUUGUAAUUUUUUCUUGAAACAUCAUGAAUGUUCUGAAACAUAUUAUUUACACUUCAAUCCUCGAAUGUUUUUGUUUUCAUUUUGAUUCUUAACUCUCUUUUAAUAUUACAAUCUAAUCCUUUUACUCAACAGCCUCAACUAUUAUUGCGAUGUUUGGCAGUGUGGUUGUGGGUGCGGGUGCUUUUCAAAUAACUUUUCGUGUCAAAAUGCAUGUCAAUGAUGUUUUUUUAUUUUUUAAAAAUUAUUUUUGACAUCAGCACAUCAAAACGAUCCAAAACGUACAAACCAUAUUAAAUUUUAGCUAAAAAAAUUGUUUUUUAAAUUUUUGAGAAUGCAAGUUGAAUCUUUAUUAACAUGGCACGGAAAUCUAGUAAUUUGCCUUUGCUUCACGUGUGAUAUUUUAUAAUACAUGGGAAAAUUAUUUUAUUUAUUGAUGAAAUCUCUUUUAUGUUCUUAUACCAUGAAAGAAAAAGAAAAAUACAAAUGUAAGUUUAAAAACACACUGUUUGACAUCGUGGUUUCUAUUUUUUUAAAAUACUAAAUUGAUAUCUUUUAAAAAAUGUUUUUCUUAAUAAAUUUAUUUUUAAAAUGACAAAAUCAUUAAAAAUUAUCUAAAAAAUCAUGAAUUUAGUUUUUUUAAAAUAAAAAAUACUUUUAACCGCGCAUUACCGAAUUCACACUCAAUAAUUAAUUACAUCAGUUUUAAUCAUAAUAUGAUAUGAAUGUCAUUACUGUCCUGUUCUCUAUAUAACUGGCAGGCUAUAAUAUUAACACUUAGACACUAGUAGAAUAGGAUUUUUUUUUUGCAGUAUUUUUUUUUCUUGAAAAAAAUUUGAAUAUUAAUGUAAAAAAUAAAAUUUUAAAAAUAAAAAAAUAUUAUUUUAAUAUAUUUUUAAAUUUUGAAAAGCAAACGUGCUCGUAGUAGUUUACGUGCGUAGAAGAAAAGAAAAGAAAAGAAAAGAAAAUUCUUGGAAACUAAGAUGAUUGGAGGAGGAGGAGGAGGAGGAGAGCAGGCGGGGCCUGGGCAGGAGUUGAGAGCAGCAGACCCAGCGGCGACUAAGAGGGAGUUUGUAGUGAAUGUCGAGUCAUCUUGCUCUGUUUCUCAUAAUUCCAAUAGCCACUUACUUCCUCCUCGCAACAGCGCCUUCUUCAUUCCACCACCACCACCACCACCACCACCGCCUACUACUACCACUACUCAGCCCAAGGAGAGAGGAAGAUGGGAGACAGUGGUGCUAGCAUACAAGACACUUGGAGUUGUCUUCGGAGGGCUUGUGACAUCACCAUUAUAUGUAUACCCAUCAAUGCCAUUGAAGUCUCCUACUGAACAGGACUACUUGGGAAUCUAUAGCAUCAUGUUUUGGACUCUCACACUCAUUGGGGUUGUUAAAUAUACCAGUAUAGCUCUCAAGGCCGAUGAUCAGGGCGAAGGUGGAACAUUUGCUUUGUACUCAUUGCUCUGCAGGAAUAUGAAUAUUGGUAUCCUUUCCUCCAAACAAGUACAGACAAACUCAAGUUUCUCGCACUCUGUCUUGCAUGAAGGCACUGAGAAUAAAAGUAGGCUUGGAAAUUUUUUUGAAAGAAGCAUAGCUGCCAGAAGGGCACUACUUUUCAUUGCUAUGUUAGGCACAUGCAUGCUGAUUGGGGAUGGUAUACUUACACCUGCAAUCUCAGUGUUGUCGGCUAUGGAGGGUAUAAGAGCACCUUUUCCCUCUGUCAGCAAAUCUUCAGUGGAAGCACUUUCUGCAGUAGUUCUAGUUGUUCUUUUUCUGCUACAAAAGUUUGGCACUUCCAGAGUGAGUUUUAUGUUUUCCCCAAUAAUGGGUGCAUGGACCUUGUGUACUCCGUUAGUAGGGAUUUAUAGCAUCAUUCAGCAUUAUCCUAGCAUAUUCAAGGCUUUGUCUCCUCACUACAUAUUCCAUUUCUUUUGGAGAAACGGAAAGGAAGGAUGGCUGUUGCUUGGUGGAACUGUUCUCUGUAUCACAGGUUCUGAAGCACUUUUUGCUGAUCUUGGUCAUUUUAACAGAAGCUCAAUUCAGGUAAACAUCCAUAUCGCUUUUUCAGCCCUUUUCUAUUUUUUAUCAAUAGCUUAUUCCACAUUGUUGUCCAACCAGAUUGCCUUUUUGCUUACAAUAUAUCCAUCUCUUGUUCUGACGUAUGCGGGGCAAACUGCGUACCUUAUCAAGAACCCAAAUGAUCAUGAUGAUGGAUUUUACAAGUUUAUACCUACAGCGAUUUACUGGCCAAUCUUUAUCAUAGCCACGCUAGCUGCUAUUGUUGCAAGCCAGUCUCUGAUAUCAGCCACCUUCUCGGUCAUCAAGCAAUCAGUUGUACUGGAUUAUUUUCCUCGUGUUAAGGUGGUGCAUACAUCUUCUAACAAAGAGGGUGAAGUCUACUCCCCAGAAGUCAAUUACAUCCUCAUGAUUCUUUGUGUUGCAGUGAUACUUAUUUUUGGAGAUGGAAAAGAUAUCGGGAAUGCUUUUGGUGUUGUUGUUAGUCUAGUAAUGCUCAUCACCACAAUAUUACUGACGUUAGUUAUGAUCAUGAUAUGGAGAACUCCACCAUGGCUAGUUGCAGUUUACUUCUUCACAUUUUUUACAAUGGAAGGGGUUUAUUCCAGUGCGGUUUUGAGUAAAAUACCUGAGGGUGGAUGGAUUCCUUUUGCCAUAUCUUUUAUCCUUGCUUUCAUUAUGUUUGGCUGGUUUUAUGGAAGGCAGAAGAAGAUAGAGUAUGAGCUGACUCACAAGAUAGACUUGGGAAGACUUGGAUUGCUAUUAUCCGAGCCAGGUAUCCAGAGGGUUCCAGGAUUGUGCUUCUUUUACAGCAAUAUUCAAGAUGGCCUGACGCCUAUCCUUGGACAUUAUAUUAAAAACAUGAAAUCAGUACACAAAGUCACUAUUUUCACAACACUUCGAUAUUUGUUGGUGCCUAAGGUUGCUGCACAUGAGAGGAUCGUUGUCAACAAACUUGGCCUCGAAGGAACUUAUGGAUGCGUGAUUCAAUAUGGCUAUGCAGAUUCCUUAAAUCUCGAAGGAGAUGACAUUGUAAGUCAAGUUACUGAUAGCUUGCAGGUGUAUCUACAGAACUGCUCUAGCUGUUUAACAUCUGAACAUCACGAGGUUCAGGAAGAGAUUUCUGCUUUUGAAGAAGCAAAGCUGGCCGGAGUGGUUCACAUUCGAGGGAAGACGAGGUUUUAUAUAGGCAAGAACUGUAGUUGGUUUGAAAGAAGCAUGCUUGCAUUUUAUGAAUUCAUGCACAGUAACUGCAGGUCUGCACUGCCAGCCCUUGGGGUGCCGCCACCACACCGUAUCGAGGUUGGAAUGCUUUAUGAAGCCUGAAUAGAUAAUUAAUUAUUACUUUCAGCUUUUUUUUUUUUUCUAGAGCAAUAUAUAUAUAGACACACACACACACAGAGCAAUAUAUGAGGAAAAUCAUUGGAAGUGCAUCAUGGUAUUUUUAGCCAAGAAAAGCCCAGUAUAGCUCAUGUUAAUGCUCUAUUUUGUAAGCUGUCUGAAAAUCGAUUGAAUAAAUAGAUAUCGAGAGAUUUUCGGAUAAAAUUCUCAGUUUCAUUUGUCGACAAAACGUGUCGGACUUUGAAUGAUCAACGAGGUUGCUUACAAUGUCAGCAAUGUUACAUC